This is a messenger RNA of Salvelinus namaycush (lake trout), 985 nucleotides long. Its product is annotated as glutathione S-transferase P-like. The coding region runs from base 133 to 759 and encodes 208 amino acids. Gene Ontology annotation, biological process: glutathione metabolic process. Gene Ontology annotation, cellular component: cytosol. The record is from RefSeq and is a predicted model, not a curated record. Lineage: Eukaryota; Metazoa; Chordata; Actinopteri; Salmoniformes; Salmonidae. Gene Ontology annotation, molecular function: glutathione transferase activity. The transcript is spliced from 7 exons.
UCAACCUGCCUCUAGCAACUUACCCUGAAAAGUAGUUGGCAACACUGGCCUCUAGCAACUUACCCUGAAAAUUAGUUGGCAACACUGGUUCCAUAGUUACUGUCAGGGCCACCACGACUCUUACAGCAUAAAAUGGGUCCCUACACAAUCACCUACUUUGGAGUCCGAGGGCGCUGUGGCGCUAUGAGAAUCAUGAUGGCCGACCAGGGACAGGAAUGGAAGGAGAUCGUGGUGGACUUUGCGGACUGGAUGAAGGGAGAUCUGAAAGCCACUUGUGUAUUUGGUCAGUUGCCCAAGUUAGAAGAUGGAGGAUUUGCCCUGUACCAGUCAAAUGCCAUUCUGAGGCACUUGGGCCGCAAUCAUGAUGCCUAUGGGAAAGAUGGCAAGGAGGCUGCGCUCAUUGACAUGAUGUGUGAUGGCGUUGAGGACCUUCGUCUUAAAUACGUAAAAAUGAUUUACCAGGAAUACGAUACUGGUAAAGACGCAUACAUCAAAGACCUCCCUAACCACCUUGACAAGUUUGAAGCUGUGAUGGCCAAAAACAAGACUGGUUUUCUUGUUGGCGACAAGCCUUCCUUUGCUGACUAUAGUCUGUUUGAAGUCCUGCUCAACCACCUGGUGCUCUGCUCCUGUUGCUUGGAUACCUUCCCCUCCCUGAAGAAUUUUGUCGAGAAGAUGUCUGCCCGUCCCAAAAUCAAGGCCUUCCUAGACUCUGACGCCUACAAGAAACUGCCCAUUAACGGCAAUGGCAAACAGUGAAUUCUGCUGAACAAAGGAGGCUAAAUUCCAUCCCUUAUACUGUAACCUGAAUUGUCAUGGAUAAUAACCAUUUUUUUUUGUAGGUCAAACUUACACAUUAGCCUCCGAUAAGCUUGUUGUUAACUUUAUGUACAAUUGUUAGAUACUAAUGACUUUUGUAUGACAUGAUUAAUUGUCAUGUGUUCAAAAAAUAAAGGGCUUUUUGAAAAGCACUUUUGAACUUAAA